Thunnus maccoyii (southern bluefin tuna) is the source of this 1929-nucleotide messenger RNA. RefSeq names its product fibrinogen like 1B (gene fgl1b). The transcript is spliced from 9 exons. Bases 657 to 1913 code for a protein of 418 amino acids. Lineage: Eukaryota; Metazoa; Chordata; Actinopteri; Scombriformes; Scombridae. The record is from RefSeq and is a predicted model, not a curated record.
UGUUCACAAGUAAAGUUUAUUAUUUGUAGCUCUUCUAAUAAACAGGUUUUCAAAGUGGCUAAAAACAGUCAUAUGUUGGGUAGAAAUUUUAAAAUACAUCAAUGUAAAAUUGAUAUAAAAUUUAAAUAUGGAAAAUAUAGCACAAUAAAAAAUAGUCAGUACACCAAUAAAUAAUAUCAACUGUUUUAGUGCACUUUUUGAAUGAGUAACAGUGCAAUAACCUAAAGCCAACACUGGUGGGAGCCCUUCUACACUGCAUAUUGACUUCUAAAAGAAGCAUCUGUUAAAAUGAAUCUGCUGUUCUUGGUGUUGAUAUCUCUUGUUUCAUGUUUCUUGAGUUUGCUGUUAUUUUAAAUACUCAAAGGCAAAAUACUGAUAUAGUUUUGUAUAGUGUUCAGUGUAGUCUAACUUAAUGCUGUCCCCUUAAGGAUCAAAAUUAUCUAAUUUUAAUGAAGGCAUUACUAACAAAUUAUAAUGUAACACAAAUCAAUACUUGAAAUGAAAAAUGAACCUAAGAUUAUUUACCCAAACAUUAUGAUGUACAAAAAAAAAGAAAAUCCUAUCAACAGCACCUCUGGUAUGUAAGCAAUGGAGUCCUCUUCAUACUUUCUGUCCAUGAAGAAAUUGGCAGCUCUGGGAUCAGCUACUCUUUCACAAUGAUAGAAUUCUUGAUAAAGGAAAAAACUGACAAACUGGCUGGUGUUCAGCGUUUGGCAAGGUUGGUCGACUCUGGAUCCUCUAAUGUGGACCAUGCAGAACCAGCCCCACCUAUAAAUAAUGCUGACAAAUUUUUAGAGGAACAGAACACUGAACCUGGAGAAAACAAGGGGAGGCAUCGUGAAAUGAAGACUGAUAUUGCAACAAGGGACUUCUUCCUGAAAGGCAUGCUAGCAUUCAUGUUAUUGACUCUGGUGUUCCCAACCAUGGAUUCGUCUACACAGUUCUCAGCGACGGACUCAUGUGGGCCAGAGGUUACAGCUCUCAAGCGCAGCAUAAGGAAACUGGAAAACAAACUCUUGAUCGGGGCUUGGCAAGUUGAGCACUUGCGGACGCACAAAUACUUCCGUCCACUACAAUCUACCUGGUCUAAUACGGAUCUUGCUCCAGACACAGAUGCUGAUGUAAAAAACAACAGCAGUGGGACACUGAUUACCCCACUCCCACCAGCAGGCAAUUUAAUUGUAUAUGACAAAGACUGUUCUGAGCUGUUUGACAGACUGAGGCCACCCAGCGGUUUCUACCGUAUCAGACCCAAAUCACACCAGGAGCCAUUUUUGGCAUAUUGUGACAUGGGGGAUGGAGGAGGAUGGACAGUAUUUCAGAGACGUCGGCAUGGAAAAGUUGACUUCAACAGAGACUGGGUGGACUACAGAGACGGCUUUGGUGACUUCAAACUGUGGAAUGAUGAGUUUUGGCUGGGAAAUGAGAAUAUGUAUUCUCUACUCUCAGAAGGUCAGAACCUGGUGAAAAUAGACCUAAUGGACUGGGAUGGACAGAGAAGUUAUGCAUUUUAUGAAAACUUCAGGAUCACCGAUGAAGCCGAUAAGUACCGUCUCCAAUAUGAGCUGUACAGUGGGAAAGCUGGAGAUGCUCUGACAGGUGGUGGAGGGAUGGUGGAGCAGUGGUCUGCCUGCCUCAGCGGCAUGCAGUUUAGCACCAAGGAUCAGGACAAUGACCGCUACCUUCAGGGCAACUGUGCCGAGGAGAAUGAGGCAGGUUGGUGGUUCAACAGGUGUCAUGCAGCCAACCUAAAUGGAAAGUUCUACCGUAGAGGGAAGUACGAGGGCCGACUUGACAAUGGUGUGGUGUGGGGGACCUGGAAGGGUCUUUGGUAUUCCCUUCGACACACCACCAUGAAGGUGCGACCUCUGGUUUUCUUGGAUACCGCGGGCAGUGGUGCAGGGGAAAUUUAAAAACACCACAUUGAAU